ACCAUCACCAUCGACCUCCUGCCUAUCUACGACUACUCUGCCUGGUCUGAUCCAGUGCAAAAUCUGAGGAAAAAGGAGAGGUGCUGGGUGUCUGACUUUAAGCAUCUGUUUCUGAAGUGUCUGGAGAGCGGCGAUGGACAUCAGUACAUGAACGGCUCUCCUCCAGGGGAUGACCAGCAUCCUCUGCCAAAGGACUACAUGAUGGAGUCCCUGCUGGUGACAAUCUUCUGCUGCCUCAUGAGUGGCCUCUUCGCCUUGAUGUACUCAUAUGAGACCCGUGCUGCCCUGGCCAGAGGAGAUAUGAGGGAGGCAGAGAGAGCUUCCCAGAAGGCCCGUCUGCUGGUCCUCUUCAGCCUGAUGUUUGGAGUGUUUGUUUGUGUGGCCUGGGUCAUAUAUGUAGUGAUAGCCAUCUGUGCAUAGCUGACAUCAUGUGUAAUGUUUGUAUACUUGAUACCUUGUAUCAGGGAACAUUUUAUAGUGUACUGGUAGAGGAACACAACUGAUAUGAUAUAUAAAAAGAUACGUAAACAUGUACCACAGAAAACAUCUGAAAAGUUUUCAUAUCUUGGUAUUUUAUAAAACACCAUUUAUAAAUGACAAGAGUAUUUUUUACAUAAUCCACCCAUUUCAGUACACUAAAAGUAGAGGAACAAAUUCAUAAGACAUCCAAAUAAACCAAUUAUUAUUCGUUUUUUAAUAUCUUUUGCCUGGAAUUACUACAUUAAGUCUGUUAAUUACUUCCUGACACAACCAGUUGCUGCUGAUCCCCGGCCAGGCCUAAACUGUAGCCAGAUUGUGGUUUGUUUUGAGGAUUUUUGACCUUCAAUCUGAUCUUCAGCAAAUUAUUGAUGUAGAACUGGAUUUAAAUCUAGAGUAGUGUUUCCCAAUCCUGGUCCUGGGGACCCAGAAGGGUGCACAUUUCUUGUUUUUGCCCUAAGACUCACACCUGUUUCAAAUGUUGCCCUACCACUUACACAAUUGAUUGAUGUAAUCAACCUAUAAUCAAGUCUUAAGAUCAAAUAUAGAUCUAGAUCAAAUACCAUUUGGCAUGAAUUCUGUAUACAAAGGAUGAUAAUAAAUAAGAGACUCAGAGAUCAGAAAGACUUAUUUCCUCAUUAGUCGUUCAUCUUCCAUUGUUCCUUCAAGUGAUCCAAAACGCCAAAAGCGCCAUGGAUCAUCGUUAAUUUCAUUCAUCUUUCCUUCCGGUGAAGGAGAUUUGAAGAUCCAAAAUAACCAGAAAAAGAACAAAUCACCUACUGAGGAACUAAUCUUUUGCGAACGACCCAUUACUAUGUGGUGCUGAGAUCACCAGUGCUCAUAAUGGUUUGGGGGUCUUUCACUAAUGCCUAAUGUUGACAGACACCACAUUUGAACUUUUGGACAUAAAAGCGUCCCUGUCCUCAAUACCUUCAUAUGCAAAGGUAUUGCAUAUGAAAAGUAACUCAUUAGGAGUGUGUUAAAACGGGUAUCUUUACGGAUAUCAGGAUUUUGCCUGGUAGGAUUAUGAAUCGAUUAUUAAAUAUCAUUGAGGUUCCACAUUCACAAUUCGGUGAGGUUUCCACUCGCCUUUUUCCGGUAAUACUUAAUUACUAAUGCCUUAUCGAAUACGUUUGCAGUCAUGUGAUGAUCUGGCCAGGUGUCUGUGAAGGGUAAAGGGAGGAAAAGGGUGGCGGUAGCAGUAGGUACAGAUGAACAAACGAGGUUGUUAAAAUGUAGGUUAUUUGUAGCGAAGGGUAGAAAAACGCUUUCCAAAACACAGAGACAAUCGGAACAUUUACUGAAUAGUGACAUCUGGUGUUUAGAAAUGAAAAUCUGAUGUUAAACGUUCAUAGAGACCCAGCUUCUCACAUACCGUCGAAAAAUGUUUUGAUUUGUGUGCCUGCAUUGCAAAGGGACAUUUUAAAUGUGGGGUUCGUAUCCUACGUUUCUCUUGCCUUUCCUGUGUUGUAUCCAUGAACAACUUGGAUGAUAAAGGUGUGUGAAUGAGAAUUGUUUCAUAUGAUGCACUGAGUGAAACAAAUGAUUUGAAAACAAUAAACAGUGGUGUUGGA
Molecule: messenger RNA, 2051 nt
Organism: Esox lucius (northern pike)
Lineage: Eukaryota; Metazoa; Chordata; Actinopteri; Esociformes; Esocidae
Gene: prrt1b
Product: proline rich transmembrane protein 1B
Exons: 5
Coding region: 148-420 (90 amino acids)
Cellular component (GO): membrane
Source: RefSeq, a predicted model, not a curated record